Messenger RNA from Phalaenopsis equestris, 672 nucleotides. RefSeq lists its product as uncharacterized. The transcript is spliced from 2 exons. The record is from RefSeq and is a predicted model, not a curated record. NCBI's taxonomy places the organism in Eukaryota, Viridiplantae, Streptophyta, Magnoliopsida, Asparagales, Orchidaceae. The coding region runs from base 1 to 672 and encodes 223 amino acids.
AUGUCAUGCGGAGACAACUCCACCAUCCGCGUUGUCGAUGGCUCUGUCUCCAAAGUCGCUGGUUUUGGCUCCGUGCGCAUCACCCAAAACAUUCUACUCCGAUCCGUGCUUCAUGUUCCUACUUUAAAUUGCAAUUUAAUAUCCAUCGAAAAGUUGACUAAUGAUCUGAGGUGUAUUGCUAAAUUUCUCCCUAUCGCGUGUGAAUUUCAGGAUGAGAACUCGGGGACGACGAUUGAUAAUGUUGAGAUGAAAGGUGUUAGGUCCAUCCGACCUCCACUCAGGUACAAACACACGAUACAUCUGAUCUCCAACUUUGUGUCCUACAUCUCCAACUUUGUGUCCAAUGAAAGACUAUGUUCAACUUACCGAGCUUAUGUCACUGCAUUCAACAAUACACAAGUCCAAAACACCAUUGAUGAAGCUCUCAAACACCCGGGAUGGAAAGCGGCCAUCAAUGAAGAGAUAAGAGCUCUACAAAAGAAUGGUACAUGGACUGUUUCAUACCAGACUGUUUCAUACCUGUCAAAGGGAAAGAAAGCAAUCAGCUGCAAAUGGAGCUUCAAAGUCAAACACAAGGCAGGUGAUGCAAUUGAGAGAUUAAAAGCACGUCUCGUAGAAAAAGAUUUUCACAGUCCUACUGUAUUGAUUACCAAGAAACCUUUGCCCCCGUGA